Molecule: messenger RNA, 365 nt
Organism: Symbiodinium pilosum
Lineage: Eukaryota; Dinophyceae; Suessiales; Symbiodiniaceae
Source: the annotation of a GenBank genome assembly
AUGGCAGAAGAUUCGCUUGCAAUUUUGCCACGGAGCAUGGGCCAACAAGCCCAACAAAAAAAGAAGGCGGCUCCCAAGCGCUUUAUUCCAUCACAGAAAGGUGCGUUGAUCACCGAGAACCCAAUGGAAGAGGAGUGCCAAUACACCUUCUCAGACAGCCCUGCCUUCCUUAGACAGAAGAAGGCAGAAGAAGAUGCAAAGCGAGCAGCAGAGCUCGAGGGUAAGGAAGAAACCAGAGGGUUCCUGCGAAGCGUGGAAGAGUUGGCGAGGAAGCAGAAGUGGGACGAAGCUUUCCAAGUUCUAGAAAAGCGUACGGCCGUUCCCAGUGGCUUGUUCCUCGUAACUCGAGCGUUACUUCGCUGGAA